This is a messenger RNA of Gordionus sp. m RMFG-2023, 1064 nucleotides long. Its product is annotated as glyoxylate/hydroxypyruvate reductase A-like. Bases 59 to 1000 code for a protein of 313 amino acids. Gene Ontology annotation, molecular function: NAD binding. The transcript has 11 exons. NCBI's taxonomy places the organism in Eukaryota, Metazoa, Nematomorpha, Gordioida, Chordodea, Parachordodidae. The record is from RefSeq and is a predicted model, not a curated record.
GCUAAUUAAAGUGAAAAAUGUAAUUAUUUCUACAUGGUUACCAGGAGUUUUUGAAUAUAUGAUAAAGGCUUUUCCUGCUAUAGAAUUUUUAGAAAUCCCUGUUGAAAGAAAUGCUAAAGAGUGCAAACCUAUAUUAAAUGAUGAAAUCAAAAGAAAUGUAAAACACUAUGAAUUUGUAUUGGCUGAUGCUGCAGUAGGUGCCUUAUUAAUACCUUGCAUACCUAAUAUCAAAUGGAUCCAAUCUGUUUCUGCUGGUGUCGACGGAUUUUUCAAAGACUUAGAUAAAAAACAGAUUCCAAAAGAAUUAGCUUUUACUCGAAUGACUGGUGUUUUUGGAACUGUUAUGGCAGAAUAUGUCAUAGCACAGAUAAUCAUUCGAGAAAGACACUUUUAUCAAAUGCACGAUAAUCAAAAACUUUGCAAAUGGGACAGUGUAGAAUGGGGCUAUAGAACAUUCUCAGAUCUUACAAUUGGAUUCAUGGGUCUAGGCGAUAUUGGAGAAGAAAUCUCCAGGUCGUGCAAAGCUUUUGGCGCGAACAUCGUAUCCCUUACCCGCAGCAGGAGGCGAAAGAGUGAAACUUUGGAUAUUUCUAUGGUAAAUGACGAAAUGGAAGUAUUCUUAAAAUCGUGCGACUAUAUCGUAUCCGUUUUACCUAGCAUCCCCUCUACCAAGGGUAUGUUAAAUGGAGACGUUUUAAAGGCUGCCUCAGACAAAAAACCUAUACUAGUCAAUAUUGGUAGGGGUGAUUUAAUAUCCGAAGAGGACUUGAUUCGCGCCAUUGAGCAAAAUUGGAUAUCCGGUGCCAUUUUAGACGUUUUCGAGACAGAACCAUUACCUCCCGAUAGUAAAUUAUGGACUAUGCCCCAGAUUACGAUAACUCCUCACGUAUCGGGAACGUCAAUGCCAUCAAUGGUGGCCAAAGUUUUCAAAGAAAAUAUGGAACGUUACGAAAACAAUAUGCCACUGCUAGGCUUGGUAGAUUAUGAAAAAGAAUUUUAAAAAAAUUCUCAAUUUUUUUCUUCAAAAAUUCGGGUUAUCAUAUAUUUAAUAUAUUAAAAAAAUA